CAAACCCACGUCAGCACCUCCUAGAGGCGGAAGAAGGUGCUGAUGAAGAUGAUGAAGAACAGCGGUAGCGCCAACUCGGAUACAUCGCAAUUCUCAGGAGUAGUAUUCGAAUGGGGAAAGAAAAAGAGAGAAGCGGGGUGGAGUAGGAGUAGGAGCCCUUUCUGAGGAGGCGGGGGGGCCCCCCUCCUGGUGCCGUUGACCUCCCCUUCCGAAUGCACCGGCAGACUUAGUGAAGACGUACGUUCUCCGAUAGAAGCGGGGAAGCAAAGGGGUUGUGUAGAGAAGCGAGAGCGGAGAUGGUUCGGACACUGGCUCCUUUUUACAUGGUUCGGUUUGGCGUGUUUAAGAGGUGUGCAUGAUGAGAGAGAUAGACGCGCACACACACGCGCAUACACACUCGCAGAGAGAGUGUUCCCAUACAACCUGUCCCAUAUGCACACAAAAGUCAAGCAGGGGAUGAUGGAGAUGACGGCGUUCUCAUGGCUAGACCCCAGCCCCAGCUCCAACCCCAAGCUUAACCCGCCAAGCCUAAUACAUCGCGCUUUCUCUGACUCUCCUGAAUGGCCCGCAUUUCUGGGUACUUUGGCCAACAGCGGCGCCAUUACCGGCACUCUACUGGACGGCAUCCACUCCCGCAUGGGGCUGCAGGUGUACGACAUGGCACCGGUCGUCCUUGGCGGCCUGAAGACGUCGCUGGUGGUUCCGCCGCUGCUGGCUCUGUUCUACGUGGUGUUGGGCACCCUGCACCCCGUCAUGGACAACCUCAACCCCGCUCCCGAAACGGCCUCCAUCCGCUCGAGCUCCUCCGAUGUGGGGUUCGUGGCGCUGGCGUUCGGAGCGCUGGCGGGGCUGCUGCAACUGAGUGCAGUACUGUACGACAAGGGAGUGCCGUACUGGCAGAUACAUUCUGUCUUGGGCUUUGCGGCGUUAAUUAACUGGCGCGUUUUUGACGGAACUCGACAAGGUAUUUUCCUGGCUCUGCUGUGUGGUUUCGGAGCCCCCGCGGUGGAGGUGCUCCUGCUGCAGGUGGUUCCCCUGUGGCAUUACCCCCGGGCCGACCUGGGGGGAGUGUUCGUGUCGUGGGUGUUUUGGUGCUACUUCUUCUACACACCCGCGCUAGGCAGCCUGGCCAGCACGGCAGCAGCGUCCGCGUCGACUGCCCGCGCGGCCGCUUCGACUGUGGGCCCGGUCAUCGGAAUCGAUCUGGGUACCACAUAUUCGUGCGUGGGCGUCUUCAAGAAUGGCCGCGUGGAAAUCAUCGCCAACGACCAAGGCAACCGAAUCACUCCCUCGUACGUCGCCUUCACCGACACAGAACGGCUGGUGGGAGAUGCGGCGAAGAACCAGGCCACCAUCAACCCCAAGCGAACCAUAUAUGAUGUGAAGCGUCUCAUCGGCCGCAGGUUCGAGGACAAGGAAGUGCAGCGCGACCGCAAACUCGUAUCGUACGACAUCGUGGAAAAGAACGGCAAACCGUACAUUUCCGUAGAGGUGGGCGGCGAACCCAGGGUGUUCAGUCCGGAGGAGAUCUCCGCAAUGGUGCUCCAGAAGAUGAAGGAAACGGCGGAGGCAUACCUGGGAAAAUCUGUACGGCAUGCCGUGAUUACCGUACCGGCGUACUUCAACGAUGCUCAGCGCCAGGCCACGAAGGACGCGGGCACCAUCGCCGGGCUUGAGGUGAUGCGCAUUCUCAACGAGCCCACCGCGGCGGCCAUCGCGUACGGCCUGGACAAGAAGGGAGGGGAGAGCAAUAUCCUGGUGUUCGAUCUGGGAGGCGGCACAUUCGACGUGUCCGUCCUCGCCAUUGAUAAUGGCGUGUUCGAGGUCCUGGCCACCAGCGGAGACACCCACCUGGGUGGUGAGGACUUCGACCAGCGCGUCAUGGAGUACUUCAUCAAGCUCGUCAAAAAGAAGUACGGCAAGGACGUCAGCGGCGACGCCCGCGCCCUCCAGAAGCUACGACGGGAGGCUGAGCGAGCCAAGCGGGCCUUAUCCAGCCAGCACCAGGUCCGUGUGGAGGUCGAGGGUCUAACGGAGGGUGUGGACCUGUCUGAGCCGCUGACCCGUGCCCGCUUCGAGGAGCUCAACAUGGACCUCUUCAAGAAGACCCUGGGCCCGGUUAGGAAGGCGCUCGACGACGCCAAUUUGAAGAAGACCGACAUCGACGAGAUCGUGUUGGUGGGGGGCUCCACUCGCAUUCCAAAGGUCCAGGAGCUGUUGAAGGAGUUCUUCGACGGCAAGGAGCCGAGCAAGGGUGUCAACCCGGACGAAUCAGUUGCGUACGGUGCUGCCGUGCAGGGCGGCAUCUUGGGCAACGAAGGUAGCGAGAACCUGGACACGGUUAUCAUUAUCGACAGAACGCCGCUGUCGCUGGGCAUUGAGACCGCAGGGGGGGUCAUGACCCCGGUCAUUUCCCGCAACUCCGUCAUCCCCACCAAGAAGUCGCAGGUCUUCACCACCUACUCAGACAACCAGCCAACCGUGUCCAUCCAGGUUUUCGAGGGCGAGCGCGCCAUGACCAAGGACAACCACAAGCUGGGCCAGUUUGAGCUCAGCGGCAUUCCGCCAGCACCCCGCGGCACCCCCCAGAUUGAGGUCACGUUUGAGGUGGACGCCAACGGCAUCCUCACCGUGUCUGCGCAGGACAAGGGCACGGGCAAGAAGGAGCGCAUUACUAUCACCGCAGAGAAGGGUCGCCUCAGUGGAGAAGAGAUGGAGCGAAUGGUGAAGGAGGCGGAGGAGUUUGCGGAGCAGGACCGGGCUGUUCGGGAUCAAGUGAACGCCCGCAACCAGCUGGAGUCGUACUGCUACAGCAUGAGGUCGACGGUGGAGAGCAAGGACAAACUUCGGGACAAGAUUGACGAGGACGAUAAAGACAAAAUCCUGGCCGCGGUCAAAGAGGCGUUGGACUGGCUGGACGAAAACCCCGAAGCCGAGGCCGAGAGCUACCGGGAGAAGCUCAAGGAGGUUGAGGACGUAUGCAAUCCCAUUAUCGCUCGGGUCUAUCAGGCGGGGGGUGGGGCAAGUGGGGAGGAGUCCGAGGACCUGCGCUAUAACGACGAGCUCUGA
This is a messenger RNA of Volvox carteri f. nagariensis, 3069 nucleotides long. RefSeq names its product luminal binding protein Bip2 (gene bip2). Gene Ontology annotation, cellular component: membrane; nucleus; endoplasmic reticulum lumen. The record is from RefSeq and is a predicted model, not a curated record. Gene Ontology annotation, biological process: protein refolding; cellular response to unfolded protein; endoplasmic reticulum unfolded protein response. Gene Ontology annotation, molecular function: ATP-dependent protein folding chaperone; ATP hydrolysis activity; heat shock protein binding. NCBI's taxonomy places the organism in Eukaryota, Viridiplantae, Chlorophyta, Chlorophyceae, Chlamydomonadales, Volvocaceae. The transcript is spliced from 16 exons. The coding region runs from base 433 to 3069 and encodes 878 amino acids.